This is a messenger RNA of Ciona intestinalis (vase tunicate), 645 nucleotides long. The record is from RefSeq and is a predicted model, not a curated record. NCBI's taxonomy places the organism in Eukaryota, Metazoa, Chordata, Ascidiacea, Phlebobranchia, Cionidae.
CAUAUUUAUUAUACAAUGGGGUUGCUUAUAUAUUGUGUCUAUGACACACAGGUGGACAACAAAACUCAAGUUCGAAUCUCGAAAACUUUACAAACGAAGAUCCAGCGAGCGAACCGCGCUGGGUCGACUACGUCGGUCACAUGGGGUGGAAAGUCAACCGUGCGCGACAGAGGUUCGGGGAUCGCGUCGUCUGUCGCGUUUACCCCAUUGAAAGGAAUUGAGAUUGUGAAUCCCAACGCUGCCGAGAAGAAACAAGAAGAAGAGGACGGUUGCAGCACUUACUUCUCUAACACUGCUUCCUUUGUUAAACUUAAACCAAGAAAUGUACCGAGUGCUUGAAGGAUCUCAGCAUAUGAAUAUCUUUCAUUGGUUGUAAACUGGAUAUUGCAACCUUUAGGCAACCUGUGCUAAACCACUAGGGUACAACUCUCUAAAUCCCUAUGUUGCGUAAGAGUGUGUCACUUUUUGAUUCGGUUACAUACUAGAUUGGUUUACUUUUGACUGCUAAUGUAAAAGUUAAAACCAUUUUUUAUGUGUGCUGGUUGCGUACUGUCACUGCUUAUUUGAAAUUGUACCAACGUAAGCCAUCGGUCUCCUUAUGUGUUUUAUACUGAAUCAUUUGAAAUAAAACUGGAUAAGUUGCUU